Molecule: messenger RNA, 2784 nt
Organism: Dermacentor silvarum
Lineage: Eukaryota; Metazoa; Arthropoda; Arachnida; Ixodida; Ixodidae
Exons: 4
Coding region: 150-2675 (841 amino acids)
Source: RefSeq, a predicted model, not a curated record
UAUGGUGUAAUAGCAAGAACGCCCGCAAUUUUUUGCAGCGUCGGUAGUUCUUGGUUUUGUGAAAUAAACAUUUGCUCGCGGGUAGCACAUGUGACCCACAGCCCGUAGCCCCGGCACUUCGGCAUUUCUGGAAACGACGUGUCUCCAUCAUGAGGCGUCUCCGAACCAAGGUUCGUGGGCCAGCUCCAGCUAAGGGACGCACCCGUACAGGCCCUCGGCAGGAUACAGCUGCAUCACCUAGAUCAAAUCUGGCAGCUGCUAUGACCAUCCCUGCUGAAAGCACAGUAUCAUUGACACCGCAGGCCCAUAAAUUGGAUCGAGAUACGAGAGGCACUGCUUCAGGUCCACAAUUGGAUGUACCAGCCUCUCCUAGCCCAUUUCCUGCAGCUCUGGAGACCACUACGACGACACACACAUCUCAGUUGGCACACUCGGUGAACAAGCAGCAUGGAACUCCCGAUGUGGGCCCUGUUCCAGAGCGCAUCAUGCAACUGUGCAAGAGUAUCACAAACGAACAGUUGGUUUCAAAGUUACGAAGCAAGCACAGGCACGGUAGCAGCGAUAUUGUUACGGCCAUUAAUGAAGCUGGUUCCCAGAUGAGUCUGCCAGGGUUUCCCAGAAGUGACACAGUCGAUAUCUUGAGUUUUGUGCUUCCGUUUCUUCUGGCCUCUCAGCAACCCAAUGAAAAAUUCUCAUCAAAGAAAGGAAAUGAAGUCUUGUCCUUUCGAAAGACAAUUGCAAAGAAACAAGACAUUUCAUCAGAGAUGCAUUCAUUGGCUGCUGAAAAUAAAGGUUCCACGACUUCUGUGGACCCUCGCCUUCGCACAGAGCAUAAAAGAAUUGGAAGGCCACAUAGUUGCAGUCCUCAAUUUCCAAGGGUUCAGAAAACCUUGGCGGCAAAUGUCCGUGCUGCUUUGUCUCGUGACACUGCAGUCGUUGCUCCUGUGCGCAAUCUUGUCGUUGAGUUGGACAGGCUAACUGCAGAGGAAAUCUCUGCAUUCACUUCUCAUCGGCACCGGUCACCUGUCAAAAAUAGAACAGCUCAGGAAUCCAAAGAUGUUGGAUGCCGCUCCCAAGCGACAGAAUGGCCAACGCCAGUGCAUGUCACCCGUACCUCUGGCCCUGGGCAAUCGCAGAAACAGCCUUCAGUCCAUUCACAUUGUUUGAGAGAUACUGCUGACUCCAAAAGUGAUGCAAUGGACAUAGAAGGACCUGCACUUCACAAGCAGCCCCUGCAAGAUGACUCCCAGCUGUCUGACCAAGACGAGGAUUCACCAUCGCUGCUUGAAUCGAUGCCAAGUGGAUGUCUGCGAUCACUGCCAAGCUCAUCGCAGACAUCCUCCGAGGUCACGUUUAAGAAGCGCUUAAGCGUCAGAUUUGCAAAUCUUGUACACAAGGAAACUGCUGACUGGCCUGCCAACAAACAACUGCUACCAGCUCCUACUGCGUCAGAAAAGACUUCGCAAGUGCGAUGCCACAUUCCAUUACCUCUAGAUGUCGGAGAUUCGGUUGACCCUCGACUGUCCAAGGCCGGAGGCUCGAGCUCGCAGGAUUCGCCGCGAGGCACUGAAAGGCACAUCAUCCGGUCAGUCAGUCCCGACGCUUUGCCGCCGCCGCUGACUGGCCUGCCGACAACUGCUGACUGGCCUGCCGACAAACAACUGCCACCAGCUCCUACUGCGUCAGAAAAGACUUCGCAAGUGCGAUGCCACAUUCCAUUACCUCUAGAUGUCGCAGAUUCGGUUGACCCUCCACUGUCCAAGGCCGGAGGCUCGGGCUCGCAGGAUUCGCCGCGAGGCACUGAAAGGCACAUCAGCCGGUCAGUCAGUCCCGACGCUUUGUCGCCACCGAAGAAGCACAGGGUGCGGUUCACAGCUCUGCAAGAAGAGGCGCUCGUAUACGGCGUUAUGAAGUACGGCCGAGGAAGCUGGAAGGAAAUCAGCGAUGAUGGCUUGUUUGAUGGGCGCCGCACUAUCGAUCUCCACGACAAGUAUAGGAAUUUAGAAAAGUAUGGGCAUCUUCCGAAUGUCAAGAGACGAGUGAAGGACAUGCUGAGCGCUGGCGUGAAUCCCCUGAAGAAACUGCGUGCACUGUGCAAGCAGCAGCAAGCAGCAUCACUAACGCAUGGCGAGGGAAACUCUGUAAGCCAGCCGAAGGAGACACAAAGAGCUUUGCCAUCACUCAGGGGUCCCGAAAGGGCCAGCGCAGCUCCGUCUUCAGACAAUGCCUCUCUGGAACCAUUCCAGAACCGAACACAGGCUCAAAAUGCUACCAGCUUGCUAGAUACAGCUCGCAGCAGCUCCGACGGACCAUCGGCAUCGCAAGCACAUCCUGUUGCACUGGCUGGAUGGAGUUCAGAUACAGAGUCAAAUGUUUCACAAGAAAGUGUUCCGACCAAGUUCAAGGAGAAGCGGCGGAGAGUGCCCUUCACGCCGCUCGAAGAGGAGGCACUCGUGGCUGGUGUUCUGAAAUUCGGCAAGGGGAACUGGGUGCGCAUACUGACCGAAGGUGGCUUCCUCGGGAGGACAGGCACUCAGUUGAGCGACAAGUAUCGGAACUUGAAGCUGUAUCGUCAGCUGGAAGCAGUCGAGAAGGCUGUGAAGACUAGGCGCGCUAGGGGUGAGGACCCAUUGGAAGAGCUCCGCAAGCUAUCUGCCGCUCACUGGAAGCGCUGACAGUAGGUUAGGCAGGCAUUUUUAUACCUUUAAAAUUUUAUUUAUCUGCUUUAAAGCUGAGCUUUUAUUACUUGAAUAAAGGUUUUGAGACCUCACUGACGUGUGAUAA